AUGUUCUCCAGGAGGAUCGUCUCGGCGGCGCGCAUGGUGCCGCUGCGGACUCGCCGUGUGCAGAACUCGAUGGUCAUGCUACCGUCGAUGAUGCAGACUGUCCGAAACUACGCCGACAAGGUCGUCCAGGUACCCCAAAUGGCCGAGUCCAUAUCCGAAGGAACUCUCAAGCAGUUUUCCAAGGCAAUUGGCGAUUAUGUGGAACAGGAUGAAGAGCUUGCGACCAUUGAGACCGACAAGAUUGAUGUCGCUGUGAACGCGCCCGAAGCUGGUGUUAUCAAGGAGUUCCUUGCCAGUGAAGAGGAUACCGUGACUGUUGGCCAGGACAUCAUCCGCCUGGAACUCAGCGCCGCUCCCCCCGAGGGUGCUAAGGACACCAAUGCCCCGAAGGAGGAGCCUAAGGAGGAGACUCCCGAAAAGAAGGAGCCUUCUAAGGAAAGCCAGCCGGAGCCCCUAAAGGAAACGUCGCAAAAGCCUGCGGAGCCGGAGCAGAAGAAGCCCGAGCCCAAGAAGACUGAACAGCCUGCCGUUACUACCCCCGGCAACCGCGAGGAGCGUCGUGUUAAGAUGAACCGUAUGCGACUCAGGAUUGCUGAGCGCCUCAAGCAGUCCCAAAACACGGCCGCUUCCCUCACAACUUUCAAUGAAGUCGACAUGUCCAACAUCAUGGAAUUCAGAAAGCUGUACAAGGACGACAUCCUCAAGAAGACCGGCGUGAAGCUGGGUUUCAUGAGCGCCUUUUCUAAGGCUGCUGCCCUGGCUGUGCGCGAUAUCCCGGGUGUCAACGCUUCGAUCGAGGGCCCUAACGGCGGAGACACUAUUGUCUACCGUGACUACAUGGACAUCAGCGUUGCCGUUGCCACUGAGAAGGGACUUGUCACUCCCGUGGUCCGCAAUGUUGAGUCCAUGGACAUGAUCAGCAUUGAGAGCUCCAUUGCCGAUAUGGGCAAGAAGGCUCGUGAUGGGAAACUCACCAUUGAGGAUAUGGCCGGUGGCACCUUCACCAUCAGCAACGGUGGCGUGUUCGGCUCUCUUAUGGGUACGCCCAUCAUCAACAUGCCCCAGACCGCCGUGCUUGGUCUCCAUGCCAUCAAGGAGCGCCCCGUUGCUGUGAAUGGAAAGGUUGAGGUUCGCCCGAUGAUGUACCUGGCCUUGACAUACGACCACCGCCUUCUUGAUGGCCGCGAGGCUGUGCAGUUUCUGGUCAAGAUCAAGGAGUACAUCGAAGACCCCAGGAGGAUGCUUCUGUAG
Molecule: messenger RNA, 1251 nt
Organism: Geosmithia morbida
Lineage: Eukaryota; Fungi; Ascomycota; Sordariomycetes; Hypocreales; Bionectriaceae
Product: 2-oxoglutarate dehydrogenase E2 component (dihydrolipoamide succinyltransferase)
Exons: 4
Coding region: 1-1251 (416 amino acids)
Biological process (GO): tricarboxylic acid cycle
Cellular component (GO): oxoglutarate dehydrogenase complex
Molecular function (GO): dihydrolipoyllysine-residue succinyltransferase activity
Source: RefSeq, a predicted model, not a curated record